AUGUACCCUCGGCAACAAUUGAUAGCGGAAGACUGUGAUGACGACCCAGCUCCAAGACAAGACACCUCUAGAAGCCGUUUGCGACAGCGUUUCUAUGGCAGGGGCCUCUACGUUGCGAGAAGCAGACAUAGAUGUUGUGGGUUCGCAGCAAGCAUGAGCCAUCGAAUGACUUUGGGACACGCUGAACCGUUCUGCAUCAAGUAUCGAAACAAUGUUUGCCUCCAAAGAUCUUUGACAACCAUUAUGCAGUAG
This is a messenger RNA of Colletotrichum costaricense, 252 nucleotides long. RefSeq lists its product as uncharacterized. The record is from RefSeq and is a predicted model, not a curated record. Lineage: Eukaryota; Fungi; Ascomycota; Sordariomycetes; Glomerellales; Glomerellaceae. The coding region runs from base 1 to 252 and encodes 83 amino acids. The transcript has a single exon.